AACACUUUUAUAGCUUAUCUUCCGACCUCAAAAUUUCCCUUUUCCUGUUUAAUAAAGAGGUCAGUAUCAGAAUGAGCUGUAUGUGAUUGUGAUGUUUGUUAACACUGGUGUCAGUAUGAGAAGAAGCAGAAACGCUGAGAUGACAGCUUGCAGCUCUAACAUCUUCAUCAUCUUCAACAUUUAUCUGAGUUUCAUCUUCCACCAAAGUCAUGGUUCUGAGGUGAUUCAGCCUCUGAAUGUGACUGUAAACCCAGAUGGGUCAGCCUCUAUCAGCUGUGAAACCACGGCAAACGCCAGCGCUGUCGAAGAUGUUCGACUCAACGUCGUGUUACUACCAGACAAACCUAGACAGCUCUGCCAGAAGGGGCAGCAAGACUGUAGGAACAUUAUCAUGUACCAAGAGAAUCCCCAAAAAUGGCUUUUUAUCAUGCUCAACCUCUGGCCAAAGGCCAUGGACAUGAAAUAUGAGUGUGAGUUCACAGUGAAAGAGAAUAAUAUACAUCUCACCGAGAAAGGAACACCAACCAUACUACUGGCAGGUCAAAAUGAAGCGCCCUGCAUACUUCAGCCUUCACCUUCUCCUCGUCCUCAGUCUCCUCAGUCUCCUCAGUCUCCUCAGUCUCCUCAGCUCUGUUGGAUUCUGAUUGGUCUGCUGGCUCACGUGUUCCUGUACAGCUGUGUCAUCACCUCCUUCUACAUCAGACUGAGGUGCAGCAACAGAAAAGCCGAGAACUCCACCUAUGUAGAAAUGAGGAAAGCUCCUCGGCCAAGGAAUCCACCUUUCUGACUCAUCUUUCUUCACUACUGGCCUCAUGCUCAAUGUCUUGUGAGAGAGAACAGCAGAUCGCAUCAGAGUCUCAAGCUAUUGCAAAUACUUAUUUUUCCAAUUGAGUAAAAAACUCCUGUACCACUGAAAACAAACAGCAGAGUGAGACAAAGACUGUGUAAAGCCACCAUGCUGUCAGCUGAUCAUCUGCUUGUCUCUGCUUUUACAGUUGUAUGUGAUGUGGCACCAUGGUAUUAUCCGUUAUAUAGGAUACAUGAAUAUAUGUACAAUUUAUUAUUAAUUUUAACCAUUUUCAACUAGUGCUUCCAACAUCCAUUAAAGCUAUAAAAUGCUUAUGUAUACCCCAACAAAUUAAUCCUUUGGACUGUGUAUGGUUCAACUUUGGGGAAUUGUGACAACUUUCCAUUUUCAAUAACUUUCUAUUGAACAAAAUGGUGUAAGAUGCUGGACAAAAUGCCAGGGGAAAGUAAACAAACCAGUAGAGAGAAAAUAAAGGGAAGCCCAGGGAGGAGACAUUUGGUGGGCCCCUGUCCAGUCUCUAGCAGCACUAGCGGCUGUUUUAAGGACAGGGUGGGAGAAGCCUUGAUCUACUCAAAAAAGGCAAUUCAUGGAAAAAUGAAUGCUGGACGGGCCUCCCCCUGAGUUUGAGGUACUUUAAGGUAUUGAGAAUGUGGAGACCUGCAAUGAGCCAGCCUUCUACAAGUCUGGCUCAAAGUGGCCCUGGCCUUGAAUAUCCUUAAAUACAAACUGAGAGGGAAAGGAAGGAAGAUGAUACAUACAUACAUACAUACAUACAUACAUACAUACAUACAUACAUACAUACAUACAUACAUAAAUGGUGGACUCUCGAGCCUCCUUUCUCUCUGCUGCUGUUAGCCAGGGGUAGUAACUGUAUUCUGUUUUAUCCUUGUGUGUAAAAUGUAUCUUUUAUAUCACCUUUUUCAU
This is a messenger RNA of Anoplopoma fimbria (sablefish), 1732 nucleotides long. RefSeq lists its product as uncharacterized. The record is from RefSeq and is a predicted model, not a curated record. The transcript is spliced from 5 exons. The coding region runs from base 92 to 787 and encodes 231 amino acids. Lineage: Eukaryota; Metazoa; Chordata; Actinopteri; Perciformes; Anoplopomatidae.